GCCGUGGGAUCCUGGAGUGGGCGUGCCCGCCAUUGUGACGUCAUGGGGCGGGGCUUCCUCUGGCUGGGACUGAGGGACAGAAGGACCGACCAGCGCGGAGUGGUUGGUCGGGAUGGUGGCUGACUGCGCAGGAUAGUGGCGGCCAUGUGGAGGUGACAGUCAGCCUGUGGACUCAGGGAGCGCAAAGGAGCUUGGACCAGGUGGACGCCGCUGGCUGGCAGCGCGGCCUCGGUGCUGGCGAUGGAAGCGGAAGGUUUGGGUUGGCUUCUGGUCCCGCUGCACCAGCUGGUUUCCUGGGUGGCCGCUGGGGCCAUGGUCUUCGGAGGGGUGGUGCCAUACAUCCCUCAGUACCGAGACAUCCGGAGGACUCAGAACGCCGACGGUUUCUCCACCCACGUGUGCUUGGUGUUACUGGUGGCCAAUAUUUUACGGAUACUCUUCUGGUUUGGAAGGCACUUCGAGUCCCCACUCCUGUGGCAGAGCAUAGUCAUGAUCCUUACCAUGCUGCUGAUGCUGAAGCUCUGCACCGAGGUCCGAGUGGCCAACGAGCUGAACAUCAAACGCCGCUCCUUUGCAGCUACAGACAGUAAGGAUGAAGAACUCAAAGCCCCCCCCAGGCGGCCCUACCUGGACUUUGACCCUCACCAUUUCUGGCACUGGAGCAGCUUUGCAGACUAUGUGCAGUGUGUCCUGGCCUUCACGGGUGUGGCGGGCUAUGUCACCUACCUGUCCAUCGACUCGGCUCUGUUUGUGGAGACACUAGGCUUCCUGGCCGUGCUGACCGAGGCCAUGCUGGGUGUGCCACAGCUGUAUCGGAACUACCGCCACCGCUCCACGGAGGGCAUGAGCCUCAAGAUGGUGCUCAUGUGGACAAGUGGCGACACCUUCAAGACAGCCUACUUCUUGCUCAACGGCGCUCCUCUGCAGUUCUCUGUCUGUGGUCUGCUGCAGGUCAUGGUGGACCUGGCUAUCCUGGGGCAGGCCUAUGCCUUUGCUCACCACCCCCAGAAGCCAGCACCCCACGCAGUGCACCCGACUAGUGCCAAGGCUCUCUGAGGCAUCUCUGGAAGACAAGGACAUGUGACCAAUCAGCCGUGGGUGCUGAGUCCCAACCUAUGCGUCUGCAUUAGGGAGGCUGGCCCUGCGCACGCCACAGAUGAACAGGCCGCGUGUAGGCAGAGAUAGGAAGUUGAGUGCUUGUCCCCAUAGCCUUCAGGUGGGGGACUCGGGGGUAGUGGAGCUAGGGCUGGCUCUGUGGUGUUUUCAAGGUGAUAGAAAAGGCAGGUGUCUUUCCCUACCUCCUUCAGGAAAACACUGGCCUGACCCUGAAGUAGGUUCAUGCAGCUGAGCAAGUUGGCAGGCACAGCAGCCUGCUGAGUCCCUUCCUCUCAGUCAGUUUUCCUCAGCGAGCCUCUUGUCUCCUAGACAGUGUUCAGCCAUGGCUGCUGGUGGCUGGUCUGUCCUCAAGCUCUGCCCUGCCCUGCUCUGGUGUGCCGCGGGUGUAUCUGCGGCACCUGGUGGAGAUGGAAGCUGCUGGCCUGACCCUGGUCACUGUAUUUUGCUCCUCUCUCUGCUCAUCUUGAGAUCACGUAUGCUUGGCAGCCCUGUGCUGGCCUGGCUGGCUCCUGGGUCCAGAAUGUUCUAGAUGCUUCUACAUCACAGUUUCUUCCCUUCUGCUGGGCAGGAGGUCUUCUCGUGCACACAGUGACGCCAUCCACGGACAGCACAAUAGCUCUUGACAGUCCCGGUGGCGCACCAGGUGGCUGAAGAGGCCACACUGUGCCACCUUCAAGCUUGCCUCAGAUAUUCUAAGUGUGUGAGCGAGAUUCUUGCUUACCCUCUCUCGGGCCUGUGAGAUGCUUGUUAAGAUGUUUAUUUUUUUGAAGACGAAGGGAGAUGUCUGUAAUGGUAAUUACCUCCAAAGUAAACGCCAUCGGUCGCAGGCCCAGCUGCUGAACGAA
This is a messenger RNA of Peromyscus leucopus (white-footed mouse), 1961 nucleotides long. It is a transcript of the gene Slc66a2, whose product is annotated as solute carrier family 66 member 2. Bases 241 to 1056 code for a protein of 271 amino acids. The transcript is spliced from 6 exons. The record is from RefSeq and is a predicted model, not a curated record. Gene Ontology annotation, cellular component: endosome; trans-Golgi network. Gene Ontology annotation, biological process: retrograde transport, endosome to Golgi; phospholipid translocation. Lineage: Eukaryota; Metazoa; Chordata; Mammalia; Rodentia; Cricetidae.